AUGAGCGCUGCAGUGGAGCCGCCGCAGCGGCCACCUGCGCCCUCGGGUGGCGGCGCGGCUGCAGUACCACCUGGGGCAGGCGCUGGGGCACCCCCAUCCUCUGGGGCCCCUCCUCCUGACUUGAUCUUCCCGCCUGCGGAUAUGAGGGGUGUGAUAGAGAAGACUGCGCAGUUCGUAGCUAAGAACGGGGCAGAGUUUGAAUCGCGUGUAUUGAGGGAGCAGAGUGCAGCAAAGUUCGGGUUUCUGUUGCCGAACAAUCCUUAUCAUGCAUUCUAUAAGCUGAAGGUGAGGGAGUUCACCACGGGGGAGGCUGCGCCUACCCCGCAGGUGCCUCAGGCGAUUCGUGACAUGCAGCAGAAGCAGCAGCAGCAACAGCAGAAACAGCAGCAGCUGCUGAUGCUGACGCAGAUAGGGGAAAGUGAGAAGGACGAAGCAAAGCAGCUUAUAGAGCCCCCCCCACCCAACCAGUUCGUGCUGCAGCACCCGUGGAUUGCCCCUGUGGACUUGGACAUAAUUCGUUGCUGCGCGCAGUUUGUCGCUCGCAACGGGCAGAAGUUCCUUGCGGGUCUGGCGCAGCGGGAGCAGCAGAAUCCUCAGUUUGCUUUUCUUAAGCCUUCUCAUCAUUUAUUUUCUUAUUUUGCUUCUCUCGUAGACGCCUACACCAAGUGUCUACUGCCUGAGAAAGAAACCCUUGACGCUCUGAGCGAGACUGUAGCAGACCGGCAGGCUCUGCUGGCGCGGGUGCGGCGGCGCAUGCAAUACGAGCGACAGCAGAUGCGGCAGCGACAAGAGAAAGAAAACAAAACACAAGAGGAAAGAAGACUGAUGAUGUCUCUGGACUGGGAGUCCUUUCAUAUUGUGGAGACAAUCGAAUUCACAGAAGAAGAUGAACGCCUUCCUCUUGCUGCUCCUAUUGACUUCCGCUCCAUACCGAAGGAGCUGCCUAAGGCGCUGCUAGCAGAUGAUCCAACAGCAGCAGAUGGUGAUGGAGUAGCAACAACAGCAGAACAGGCAGAGUCCAUCGCUAAACUUAUAGAGGGUGCAGAUCCAGACGCAGACGAUGAAGCCAUGGAAACCGAAGACGAAGAAGAAACACGAGAGCAAGCAGAAGCAGAAAAGCUGCAACAACAAGGACCCGCGGGAGCUGCUGCAGAAGCGGCUGCUGCAGGCCAACAGCAGCAAGAAGUCGCCCCGGCGCCCCCAGCUGCUCUGCGUGUAGUGAAGGGCUACGUGCGUACAAGGAAGAGGCAGGCGGCUGCUGGGGUUACGAGCGGUUUCCAGCGGUGCCCCAUCACUGGCCAGUUGAUCCCAGCGGAGCAGAUGAGUCAGCAUCUGCGUAUUCUGCUUCUCGACCCCAAGUGGAAGGAGCAGAAGGACCGGUUCCUGGAGAAGGCCCAGGCGGAGUCCGCCUUUGCCCCAUUAGAAGACGUGGAGGGGUAUUUGGCGCAGUUUGUUGCCAAGCGGCCUGACCUCUUCGGAUCUGUCGAUGAUCACGCUAGGCUUGAGGCUGAGGCAGAAGUAGACCCUUUGCGUGCGGAAGCAACAGUUGCAGCGGGAACGCGGGAAGGAGUCGGGGGUACUGCCCCCGAGGCGAAGAGGCAGCGUGUGGACGCGGCCCCUUCAGCAGCAGCAGCAGGAGGGGCCCAAUCUCUGCUCCUGCUGACAGUUGUCUGCCGAGAGGGAGAAGGUCUGGAGGCCCAGGAGGCGCAGGUGGAGGUGGACAGGUCGUUGACGGGCGCACAGCUGAAGCAGUCCCUGCUGGAUGCGGGUAUCGGCGCGGAAACCCUCAGGGCCCGCGACCUGCAGCUCUCCACUACCCUCAAUGGACCCGCGAUGCUGGACCACCUUACGCUGUCAGAGGCGGGGAUCCGAUCGUCAGAGGGGGUUCUGUACCUGUCUGUUGUUUCACGCUGA
Molecule: messenger RNA, 1914 nt
Organism: Eimeria mitis
Lineage: Eukaryota; Apicomplexa; Conoidasida; Eucoccidiorida; Eimeriidae
Product: surp module domain-containing protein, putative
Exons: 5
Coding region: 1-1914 (637 amino acids)
Biological process (GO): mRNA cis splicing, via spliceosome; regulation of alternative mRNA splicing, via spliceosome
Cellular component (GO): U2-type prespliceosome; U2 snRNP; catalytic step 2 spliceosome
Molecular function (GO): RNA binding
Source: RefSeq, a predicted model, not a curated record